AUUGGUAAGAGUCACCUCAUUCCUUAUCUACUUGUUUCCUACAAUAUAAGUAUGUGAGAGACAUCACUUGAGCUCUCACAAGUACAUACUAAGAUUUCAAUUAUGAAGAAGCUCUUUCUCUCACUAUUUUUAUCUUCUCUUGUUCUAUCUCCCAAUGUUCUUUUACUUCAACCUGUUACAGCUUGGCUACACACCAAAUCACGUUGGAUAGUUGGUGAAGACAAUAUCAGAGUAAAGUUGACAUGCGUGAAUUGGCCAUCACACCUUGAACCCUUGGUGCCGGAGGGCCUGAACAAGCAGCCGGUAGACGGCAUUGUGCAACGGAUCGCAUCGAUGGGAUUCAACUGUGUUCGGCUAACUUGGCCGCUGUACAUGGUUGUCAAUGAAUCUUAUAGCACAAUCACUGUUCAGCAGAUGUUCCAGAGUCUUAAUCUUCAUGAUGCCCUUGCUGGGAUUGCAGAGAAAAAUCCUUCCUUGGUUCAUUUAAGCAUCUUAAGUGCUUACAAGGAAGUGGUGAACCGGCUUGGGAAGUACAAGGUGAUGGUUAUUCUGGACAACCACAUAACCAAGCCCGGCUGGUGUUGCAGUAGAAAUGAUGGCAAUGGCUUCUUUAACGACCCAUACUUCGACCCGGACGUGUGGAUUAAAGGCUUGACCCGAAUGGCUACUUUGUUCAACAACGUACCAGCAGUAGUCGGCAUGAGCCUAAGGAAUGAGCUCCGAGGAAACAGACAAAAUGUCAACGAUUGGUACAAUUACAUGCAGAAAGGAGCUAAUGCAGUGAACGCGGCAAAUCCGAACGUUCUCGUCAUACUUUCCGGGUUAAACUCAGACAAUGACUUAGCUUUCCUUGGAGGCAAGAAACCUGUAGUAAGUUUUCAAGAUAAGUUAGUAUUUGAGCUUCACUGGUACUCAUUCUCUGAUGGUCCUGCUUGGACUUACAAUUCAAACAAAGCUUGUGCAAUUACAACUAGGGAUAAAAUGAAAAGAGGAGGAGGAUUUCUAUUACAACAAGGGUUUCCAUUGUUUGUUAGUGAGUUUGGGGUGGCCCAAACAGGAGUGAAUGUUGGUGAUAAUAAGUAUUUUAGUUGCUUCUUUAGUAUUGCAGCUGAUUUGGAUUGGGAUUGGGCUAUCUGGACACUUGGAGGUAGUUAUUACCUGAGAGAAGGGAUAGUGAAUCAUGGUGAGAUUUAUAGUAUGUUGGAUGAAAACUAUGAUCAGCCUCGGAAUCUAAGCUUGAAGAAUAAGAUUACAUCAGGCCUCCAAUAUAUCUUUCAAGAUCCAGGAGCAGGACCCGUGAAUUAUUUGGUAAUGUACCAUCCAUCAACGGGCCUUUGUGUCCUAGAACAAUCAGAGACACAAACAUUGAAGCUAGGCCCCUGUGACAAAAGCCAAGCCUGGGACUACACAACUGAGAAGACUUUGCUGCUCAAUGGAUUAGGUCAACCAGCCAAUCCUGAAACAUCAUUAUGCUUACAAGCUGAUGUAUUAGGUCAACCAGCCAAACUUGGGAGAAACUGCACUGAAACUACUUCCAAAUGGGAGAAGAUAUCAGAUUCCGGAAUGCACUUGUCAAUUAAUGGCGCUGUAUGCUUGGAUAUAGACUCUAGCAAUACCAUUAUAACUAAUACAUGCAAGUGCUUGACUGAUAAUACAUGCGAUCCUUCAAGCCAAUGGUUUAAAUUAGUUACUAGCUCAAGAAGCCCAAAUGAUUCCUUACCUCAUAGACAUCAAACCUAACCUUGAGAUUUUAGGGAAUAGAAGAUGAUUGUAAAAGUUUUAUCAAGGAUUUUAAGUUCAAGCCCUUUGUUGUGUUUUUGGAAA
This is a messenger RNA of Macadamia integrifolia, 1824 nucleotides long. RefSeq names its product glycosyl hydrolase 5 family protein-like. The transcript has 4 exons. Bases 103 to 1740 code for a protein of 545 amino acids. NCBI's taxonomy places the organism in Eukaryota, Viridiplantae, Streptophyta, Magnoliopsida, Proteales, Proteaceae. The record is from RefSeq and is a predicted model, not a curated record. Gene Ontology annotation, molecular function: hydrolase activity, hydrolyzing O-glycosyl compounds.